Messenger RNA from Antrostomus carolinensis (chuck-will's-widow), 444 nucleotides. RefSeq names its product nucleoplasmin. Gene Ontology annotation, cellular component: nucleolus; nucleoplasm; cytoplasm. Gene Ontology annotation, biological process: chromatin remodeling. Bases 1 to 444 code for a protein of 147 amino acids. Gene Ontology annotation, molecular function: histone binding; RNA binding; chromatin binding. The record is from RefSeq and is a predicted model, not a curated record. NCBI's taxonomy places the organism in Eukaryota, Metazoa, Chordata, Aves, Caprimulgiformes, Caprimulgidae. The transcript is spliced from 5 exons.
AUGAGCAGCUCUUUUCCCUUCUCCAGGUCACUGUCGGAGGAGAGGCCGGUUGCUGCCCAGUGGGGCUGCCAGCUGAGCGCGGGCACCCGCAGCUGCGUGGAGGAGUACGAUGACUUCUUGGAGCACUUGAUCCUGCUGAGAACGAUCUGCCUGGGGGCUGAUGCCAGGGAUGAGCUGCACGUGGUGGCUGUUGAGUCAAAAAACAGUGACAGAGACCUGAAGCCGGUGCCCAUCGCGAUGCUGAGGCCCUCGGUGCUCCCCAUGAUCAGCUUUAAAGCUCUGGAGCUGGUUCCUCCCGUCACCUUCGUGCUCAAGUGUGGAGCUGGGCCAGUCUAUCUCGGCGGGCAGCACAUCACCUUGGAAGAUGCUGCCACAUCUGAAGCCCAUGAGGAAGAGCUCUCAGAGGAAGACAUAGGUGAUGAGGAUGAUGAUGGAGCAUCAUAG